This is a messenger RNA of Misgurnus anguillicaudatus (oriental weatherfish), 1716 nucleotides long. It is a transcript of the gene lrrc58b, whose product is annotated as leucine rich repeat containing 58b. NCBI's taxonomy places the organism in Eukaryota, Metazoa, Chordata, Actinopteri, Cypriniformes, Cobitidae. The record is from RefSeq and is a predicted model, not a curated record. Gene Ontology annotation, molecular function: protein binding. Gene Ontology annotation, cellular component: cytoplasm.
UCAACUCGCUCUCGCGGUCCUUUAACGUCAUACGCCGAUCAGUCUGCGCAUCACCGCACGAAGUCAAAACCACCAAAAAGACUGUAUCGUGACCAAUCUGCCGUCACGCCAGAGAUUUUAGGUUACUACUCAUGGAUGUUACAGGCACUGUGUGAAAAUAUACUGGCUCGCGGUGAUAAGAAACGGCUAACUUACAACCAAAAGGAAGACUCGUCUUUUUCGAAACAAAAUGGAGGGUUCUGAAGAAGCCAAUAUCUGUGAGAGCGUCUUAGAUUUGUCCCGUUUGAAUCUGAACGACUUGAGCACGGACACGGUUAGCGAGAAACGACGGAAAGACACGAAACAACUGUAUCUGUGUUAUAACAGGAUCACGGUGCUACGGGACUCCAUAUGUUCAUUCUCUAGCCUGGAGUUUCUGGACAUCAGCAACAACACGCUGUCUGUCAUCUGUGAGGAUAUAACCCGACUGACCAAACUUAAAACAUUCAUAGCCAAGAACAAUCGCUUAAAUGAGUUUUCUCUGCCGAAAGACUUUGGCUCUCUGCAGCUGGAGGUGUUAAAUUUAAGCGGAAACAGGUUUGAGGAGAUGCCGAGCCAGUGUUUGCAACUGCAACGACUUCAGUCUCUGUCAAUGGGGGGAAACCGACUGAAAACCAUCCCAGUUGAGAUAGAUAAUCUAACAAGCUUAGAGCUGUUAUAUUUGGGUGGUAACCAGAUCUCCUCCAUCCCUGUUGAACUCUCCAACUUGCCGUGCCUCGGUUACCUGGUUCUGUGUGAUAAUCGGAUCCAGAGCGUCCCUCCUCAACUGACCAGACUCCAUUCCCUGCGCUCUCUUAGUCUGCACAAUAACUUGCUGACAUAUCUACCAAGAGAGAUCCUGAGCCUGGUGCAGCUUCAGGAGCUCAGUCUCCGUGGCAAUCCCUUGGUCGUGCGCUUUGUGAAGGAUAUGACCUACGACCCUCCAUCACUACUAGAGCUCGCUGGUCGAACCGUUAAAAGCAGGAAUCUUUCAUACUCGCAUUAUGACCUCCCAAACCACCUGGUCUAUUACCUGGACAUGGCCAGCAAGUGCCCAAAUCCCAAAUGUGCAGGUGUUUACUUCGACUCGUGUGUUCGUCAUAUCAAGUUUGUAGAUUUCUGUGGCAAGUAUCGCUUGCCCCUCAUGCACUACCUGUGCUCUCCAGAAUGCACCUCACCCUGCAACUCCAACCCUCAGAGCGACGCCGACUCGGACGAUGACAACAGUGUGGCUGCUGAUCGGCUCCAAAGAGUUCUGCUUGGAUAACCUCGCUCAUCCUUCGCUGAUCUCUUUCCCUCUUUUCCUCAGAACAUUAUCAGCAAGGACAUUUAACUUUACAACCUCUCAACUGAAGCCAAAUCUGUUUUCCAAGUGAGUGAUCAAGUGAAAUACAGUGACAUUCUGGCAAAGACAUCUGCAGAAAGUUUCUAAAUAUUUACGGCUUUGCUUUAAAAAGGCAAUAUAAAGAAAAUAACACUGGUAGUUCACAAUAGUUGUUUUAUUGAAUAGUUAUAUUAACUAUAUCAAAGAUGACUUGGUCAGCUGUUUAUCUCCUCCACUUUUGGAAUACAUAGAGGAAGUAGUUGAGUUUGCUUUGUCUCUCAUAGGAGUGAUAGUUAAUUAAAUACAUCAAAUGUUUUAUGUAACGCACAAAUAUUUACUGUGAAUUAAGGAUAAAAUAAACCUUGAGAGCCCUA